Molecule: messenger RNA, 522 nt
Organism: Protomyces lactucae-debilis
Lineage: Eukaryota; Fungi; Ascomycota; Taphrinomycetes; Taphrinales; Protomycetaceae
Exons: 5
Coding region: 1-522 (173 amino acids)
Cellular component (GO): mitochondrion
Source: RefSeq, a predicted model, not a curated record
AUGUUCCGCUCCUUUGCAAGGCUCGGGGCUCGCGCAGGUCUCUUUACACAGCAUCUUCAUCGUUUCUCUCGCGGCAACGCGACUGAUGCAUCAACGGGGCCUGUCAGACGUCUUCCAAAAUGGGCACAGAAGUAUGCGGAUCGGCUCAAAAGCCAUCCGGCAUCUCACGUCACCUCUUUUUUGGUGUUGCACGAGUUGACGGCCAUCGUGCCAUUGCCCAUUCUCUUUUGGUUCUUUCACAGUUUUGACUGGACUCCAGCAGGAUUACCAACGGACCUCGUUGAGAAGGGCGUGAAAGCAGCAGACAAGCAGCUCAGCAAAUGGGGUUUCAACUAUACAGGCAAUGACGAGUCGCGCUAUGUCUUUGAAGGUGCUGCAGCGUAUGCCGUGGUCAAAAUGCUGCUUCCGCUGAGGGUCGGUUUGAGUCUUUCUCUGACACCUUGGUUUGCUCGACGUAUCGUGGUGCCCAUCACACGGCAAUUCAAGCGGACCAAGCCAGUAGCCAAGGGCCCUGAAGUCUAA